UCGCCAAAACUGAUACCUAAUCUGCCAUCGCCGUACUCCACAAGACCUGCGUAACGCCGACAGGAGCCCUAACAGUUAUUGUAAUGCCCGCGCGCAUUAGGCCUUACACUAGGGUUACAGAAUCUUCACUUGGCUCUUCGGCUCGCGACACCGCGUGGCUAAGCGCUCCGUGCCAGUCGUAACAACAUUGGGUCACGUACAUUUACGCGGAACUCGCCGAAGUCUCUCAACGGACAGGUGCAGGAUAAGUGUAUUUGGAAAAACGACUGAGCGAGCAAGAGAAAGAGCAUCAAGCCGGGAGUCCUACUCAAGAAAAUAGACGGUGCACUGGAGGAAAUCAAUUAUGCCAUGAUUGUGUGGUGAGAUGUGAAGGAAAAUAGAAGCAUUUGUGAGACGGAGGGGAUGUAGUGGCAGGAAGAUACGAGAAAGUCAGGCGGAAGAUUCACAAUUCUCUUUCCGUUCCUUUCCUAAGGAGCGGAUAUUGGCAGAUUAAGGAAAGAGGUGCAGACAGGGACCGUGGGUUGAUUUAGGAGCUGCUGCUAUGCUACUGUCUGCUUGUUGCCUAUCAAGAGCUUCGUGCAUUUAAACGAGGAGGAUGAAUCAGGGAGGAGGGAGUGGGGGAGGAGGGGGAGGAGGAGGAGGGGGGGAUGGAGGGGGAGCAGGGGGGGAAGGGGGAGCAGGGGGAGGAGGGGGAGAAGGGGGAGGAGGGGGAGCAGGCGGAGGGGGGGGAGGAGGGGGGGAGGGGGAGCAGGGGGCGGAGGGGGAGGAGGGGGGAGAAGGGAAGGAGACAUUGUGGGCAUGGUGACAAAGGCGGUGAAUCUGGGGGCGAUGGGGAAAGAGGAUCUCAUUCGCGUGCACAGCCUCAUCACCAGGGCGCUGCACGGUCAGACUGGGGGAGCUACAGCCGGCACUGGAGCUACAGCCGGCACUGGGCCUACAGCUGAGGCAGCAGCUACAGCCGGCACUGGGGCUACAGCCGGCACUGGAGCUACAGCCGGUUCUGGAGCUACAGCAGCUACAGCUGUUACUGUAGCUACAGCUGGUACUGCAGCUACAGCUUCACCUCUCGCGCUCCUCCCCUCUUCUUCCUCCCCAUCCGCUCAUCCGUUGCUUCGCCUGCCAUCUGCCACCCCCUCCUCAACAGCCCCAUUCCAAACCCCCUCACACACCGUCCCGUUGCAUACUACUGCUGUGCCUGCUGCGCCUGCUGAGCCCACCUCAACUGCCCCAUCCCAAACCCCCUCACACGCCGUCCCUUUGCAUACUACUGCUGUGCUUGGUGUGCCUGCUGUGCCGGCUGCGCCCACCUCAACUGCCCCCUCCCAAACCCCAACGCGCACCAUAAUACUGCCUAUUACAGUCGUGUCUGCUGCUUAUACUUUCCCUCGGCCUCCUGCUGUUGGCGCUUCUCGUGCUGGCGCUUCUCGUGCCAGCCCUUCUGCUGUACGCCCUUCCCCUGCUGGCCCUUCCCCUGCUGCCCCCUCGUCUCGCCAAAGACCCUCGCGUGCGAAUAGGUCUACAACUCCCCGCCGUCCCUCCCAGGAGCGCUCGCCAUUGUCCCCCCUAGAAGCCUCCCAUGAAGCCUCGUUACAAGCCUUCCAGCAGGCAUCUGAACGCCUGCGACAAGCUAAUCCCACUCCCAGCACCAAUCCCCUCCAUCAGAUUGUCGUUUCUGCUCAGACCACCAACCCUUCCCACCAAACCCAACCCUUCCAUCAAACCAGCCUUUCCCCAGGAGCGAGUCCGCCUCACAACAGUCCAACUCAACCCACUCCUCCUCUUCUCACACUCCCUCGACCGACUCCCCCGCUACUUACACUCCCUCAGCCCACUCCCCCUCUACUCACACUCCCUCGACCCACUCCCCCUCAACCCACUCCACCUCACUCCACCCCCCCUCACUCCAUCCUCCCUGAACCCUCUCCCCCUCAACCCACACCCUCUCCACCCUCCCCCUCUCGAUCCACCCCCUCCCGGCCCUCCACCGCGUGGCCCUGCACCACCCGCUACUUCGGGGUCACCUGGUACCGCAACGGGUGGCAGGUAUUCCUCACAGCCACCAAGGCCGAGCAGCAGCAGUUUGGUAUCAGCACCCAGUGGUACUGCGGGAGGUGGCCUAAGGACCAGGUGGAGGAAGCAGCAGCAGCAGCAGAAGCAGCGCAUUUCGUGCUGAAGGGUGCGGGAUCGGGAGCAGGGAGCGAGGGGAGGAGCGGGGCGGCGGAGCGGGUGUAUUAUUUCCUGUCGGGGCGGGAUAAGGAGCGGUUGAGAGAGAUGGGGAAGGGUAAGGCGGCGGAAAUUAUCAAAAAGAAGCGGUGGGUGGUGUGGAGGGAGUGGCGGCCCUGGUGGGGGGAGGCGGAGGAAUUACAGGCCACUGCUGCCGCUGCUGCGGGGUUAGAAUUCGGGUCAGCAUCUACUGCGAUUCGUGAUGCUGUUGCAGCUGGAUUCCCAGUUAAAGCCCUUGCUCUUGCUGCCCGUGUUGCCCGUCCUGCCCGGAACCCUCGGUCUGUUUCUCGCCCUGCCCGUGCUGCCCGUCCUGUCCGAGUGCCCCGAGCUGCGGUCCGCGCUCGUGGCUCCACUGCUGCUGCUUCUCAACCGCCCGCUGCUUCUGCUCCGUCUGCUCCGUCUGCUCCUGCUACGCCGGAGCCCGCUCUAAGGGCGCCUCUCUCAAGUGCGGCUGCUGGUGCUGCUGGUGCUGGUGGUGCUACUGGUGCUGCUGGUGCUACUGGUGCUGCUGCUGGUGCUGCUGCUGGUGCUGCUGCUGGUGCAGCUGCUGGUGCUGCUGCUGGUGCUGCUACUGGUGCUGGUGCUGCUGCUCAUACGGGUGGCUCUCAGUCUCCUCUUGGACAAGAUAUGCAGCAGCAGGUUACUGAGGCUGACACAAAUCAGCAGCACCAGCACCAGCACCAGCAGCAGCAAUUGAGGGCUGACAUGAGUUGGCAGCAGCACCAACCGAUGCCAAAAUAUUUCGGUGUGACAUUCCGAUACAACAAGUGGGAAGUGCGGCUGUCGCUUUCUCCCGCGCACCAGAAACGGUUCGGCUUAAAGAUGCAUCUUUACUGUGCGCGGUGGGACAGGGAGCAGGGGGAGGAAGCUGCCGCAGCAGCCGAAGCAGCUCACUUCGUGAUGGAACGGCAGCAGAAGCGAGAGUACCGGUUUAUAACAGCAGAGGAUAGGGAGCGGUUGAAAGAGAUGGGGAUGGAUCGGGCAGUGGGGUUGAUUCUGCAGGGGAAGUGGAAGCAGUGGCGGGAGUGGCGACCUGGGCAGGAGGGGGAAGAGACAGGGGGCGAGGGGGGAGGAGGAGAAGGAGGAGGGGGAGCAGCGGGAGGAGGAUGGGGAGGAGGAGGGGGAUGGGAGGCGGGAGGAGGAUGGGGAGGAGGAAGGGGAGGAGGGGGGGGGGGAGGGAGAGGAGGAGGGGAGGAGGGGGAGGAGGGGGAGGGGGGGGAGGGGGAGGCGGAGGAUUGGAGCGGGAAGAGGAUGGUUGGGAGGAGGAUUGGGAGGAGGAUGAAACGGGGUCAGACGAGGGGGAGUAUCCAUGGGAGAGGGAGUAUGGAUGGGAGUUGGAAUACGAGUGGGAGCUCGGAGACUGGCGGGAGAACCAGCGGGAGAAGCGAAUAGUCUUUCUAGACAAUAGAGGUAGAUCAAUUAGACCAUAUAGACCAAUUUAGACCAGUUUCAUAGAAACGUACAAGGGGUGUAUCGUGUAUCCUCAAGUUUGGAGAAUCUAGAGCGGCAUACGAUGGGAGUUAAACAUGGGUGAUGUGAAAUGAUAGGAGUGGUAGGAAUGGUGGGAGGAGACGAGCAAGAAGCAAGGGGG
Molecule: messenger RNA, 3814 nt
Organism: Closterium sp. NIES-67
Lineage: Eukaryota; Viridiplantae; Streptophyta; Zygnematophyceae; Desmidiales; Closteriaceae
Source: the annotation of a GenBank genome assembly